Penicillium antarcticum is the source of this 1479-nucleotide messenger RNA. RefSeq names its product C2HC5-type zinc finger protein. Gene Ontology annotation, biological process: regulation of DNA-templated transcription. NCBI's taxonomy places the organism in Eukaryota, Fungi, Ascomycota, Eurotiomycetes, Eurotiales, Aspergillaceae. Gene Ontology annotation, molecular function: zinc ion binding. Bases 1 to 1479 code for a protein of 492 amino acids. Gene Ontology annotation, cellular component: nucleus. The transcript has a single exon. The record is from RefSeq and is a predicted model, not a curated record.
AUGGCCGAUCUCAGCGCAUGGGCAACUCCUCGCCUCUCCCAGCUUCUUCCUCUUGAUGAGGAGUCGCUGUCGCAGGUCAUCGAUUAUGCCGCUAGUCUCUCCAAGGAGGCUUGCGCCGACCACCUCAAAAACCUCCUCGGUGACUCCCCCGCCGCCCUCGAAUUCAUAAGCUCGUUCAACACGCGCCGCGAUGCCCGGCAAUCUCCCCAGACUACGCCAAGCCAGACGACCCAAAGCAGAGAUGCACCACGAACAUCGGGAGCUAAGAAGGGCAAAAAGAAGGCCCCGUUGCACAGCGCUGGUCCGCCACGCCGCCCAGACAACUACGGCAACGUUGGAGGUGGCUACAUGAAAGCAGAAGAGGAGGACUAUAUGUCCUCGCGCAGGCCAAACGCAAGCCUCACGCCAUCUCAGCCUUCCUCUUCACAAUCAUCGCGUGUACCCUCUCCCUUGCCCGUAUCAGCGCCGAAGCCGCCGCCAUCAGCCAACGGUCCUACAAUCUCGGAUAUGCUGCCAAACGUACGAUCAAAAACAAGCAAAUCAUCACGACAGACUGGAUCUGGAUCAAAUAACAAGGGUACGGCUUUGACGACAAAUAACAUCUCGGAUCUUACCGCAGCCAUCGCUGCGUUGGAAUUAUCGACGAACCCGACACUGGAGGAACGACGAAAAUGCACCUGCUACGCUUCUCUUCACCCGUUAUUCGAUCCAGCUCCAAAUUGUAUGAAUUGCGGGAAGAUAAUUUGCUCGCUCGAGGGCCUACAGCCAUGCUCCUUCUGCGGCACACCACUGCUCUCCGCAGAGGAAGUGCAAGAUAUGAUCCGAGAACUACGGGCUGAGCGGGGACAAGAGAAGAUGCGAGUGCACAAUGAAGGUGUUCAUCACGAAGGAGGGCCUAGGCCUACCUCCAAUGCCGGCUCCGCGUCUCCCAGUAAACUGGAUGCCGCCAAGGCUCACCGCGACAAGCUGCUUCAAUUCCAAGCCCAGAAUGCCCGCAGAACCAAGGUUGUCGACGAAACAGCUGAUUUCGAGACACCAAAUGUCGCCUCAACGUUGUGGAUGAGCCCAGUUCAACGCGCACUAGCACUCAAGAAACAGCAGCGCAUCCAACGUGAAAUGGAGGAGAAGGCCCGCCCUGAGUGGGAGAAGAAAAAGACAGUCAUGAGUCUGGAUAUCAAGGGUGGCAAGGUCCGUCGUGUGUAUCACAAUGCUGCGGCAGAUUCAACGCCAGAGGCCAGUGAGCCCGAGCCCGCCGAAGAAGCUGCCACAGAGCUUCCACGAGGUGAGCAUGCUUUCAGUCGAAACCCGCUUCUUGCAGCCGGUGGUCUUCUGCGGCCUGUUUGGAAGGCCCCGGAAGGGAAGAAGCCCGAAGCAGUGGAGCAGACUGAAAGAAAAUCGACUUGGCGACGUGUCCAAGAUGACAAUGACGACAACGAGCAGUGGAUUCUUGAUGGUGGAGUACACGGACACACUAUUUAG